Molecule: messenger RNA, 2161 nt
Organism: Poecilia latipinna (sailfin molly)
Lineage: Eukaryota; Metazoa; Chordata; Actinopteri; Cyprinodontiformes; Poeciliidae
Exons: 14
Coding region: 126-1859 (577 amino acids)
Biological process (GO): adenylate cyclase-activating G protein-coupled receptor signaling pathway; positive regulation of cytosolic calcium ion concentration; cell surface receptor signaling pathway
Cellular component (GO): axon; plasma membrane
Molecular function (GO): calcitonin receptor activity
Source: RefSeq, a predicted model, not a curated record
AAAGACGUGCAUCUUUAUUCAAGCUUAUUUUUUUUUUGCAAAGUGAAACAUUUGAAGACCUCCCCGCUUGCUGCUGAAGAUGAUUUUUACACUUUAUCGUGUUCCUGGCUGUGGUGGGAAUGUAAAUGGGGAACAUAUCUGAUUUCUUUUUUUUUUCUGUGCAGCUCAGGGAGGCAGCAGAUGCUGGAACAAUCUCAGACACAUCACUCAGUCCCGGACAGAGCACCGGGAUGGGACAGAGUGAGAAGGCGCCGAGCCAAGGUCAACACAGAUGUGUCGAGCCAUCCAAAGGAGAUGCCCAAGAAAACAGAACCGGUCUGUUCUGCGCUCCAAUGUGGGACGGAUUUUUGUGCUGGAAUGAGACACCGGCUGGGGAAUCGGUAACUCUGCAGUGUCCAGAUCACCCUGACCUCGGUGCAACCGAAAACGUGACCAAAUAUUGUGACAAAUCAGGUGACUGGGUCCAAACGGGCGCCGCUUGUGGACCACCUUUAAAGAGCAAAAUAGAGGAAAUGAGUUUUUUAAAGGAUGCGGCAGGAGAGCCAACCACAGAAGCCAUGUGGGUCAGAACAGAAAAGAUUAUUCUUGAAAAUGAAAACAAAUGCCUAGAGAAAAUGAAGAACGCGCCACCGUAUAAUAAAUCAGGCUUGCACUGCGGUAGGAACUGGGACGGCUGGCUGUGCUGGGACGAUACGCCGGCAGGAAGCUACGCAUCCCAGAACUGUCCUGAUUACUUUGUAAGCUUUGACCGCACAGAACAGGCAAAAAAGUACUGUGGAGCAGAUGGAGAGUGGUUUCGUCAUCCAGCGAGCAAUAAAAUUUGGACCAAUUACACACUCUGCGUGACAACCGAUGACAAGAGGCCAGCGAAACUCAAAGUGGAAGAAAAUGAACAGAAAUGUCUGCAAAAAAUGAAACGAGACCCAGCACUCAACAAAACAGCGCCGUACUGCAGUCGUAACUGGGACGGCUGGCUGUGCUGGGACGACACACCGGCAGGUACCCUUGCCUCUCAGAGCUGCCCUGAUUAUUUUUCUGACCUUAACCCCACAGCAAUGGCUACAAAGUACUGUGCAGAAGAUGGGCAGUGGUUUCGCCAUCCAGCGAGCGGCGUGACUUGGACUAAUUAUACGCUGUGUAUUGACGACAACCUGGAGAUAUUGAGGGCGACUGCGCAGUUCUCCCGAAACACUGAGGUGGAUCUCACCAGUGAAGCCACAGAGAGUCCAGAGGUCCAACAAAAGAAUCGGGAAAUUGUGCGGAAAAAAAUCCUUGACAACCAGUACAAAUGUUUUGAGAAAAUUAACAGAGAUCCACCUUACAACAAAUCAGGUUUGUACUGCAGUCGGAACUGGGACGGCUGGCUGUGCUGGGAAGAUACCCCAGCUGGAACUUACACAUCCCAAAACUGCCCCAACUACUUCGAUGACUUCGACCCCACAGAGAAGGCAACAAAGUAUUGCGGGGAGGACGGGCAAUGGUUUCGCCACCCGGACACCAACAGGACAUGGUCAAACUACACACUCUGCAAUGAAAACACUAAGGCAAAACUAAAGUCGGCUUACAUCCUGUUUUACAUGGCUAUUGUGGGCCACGCUUUAUCCAUAGCCUCCCUGCUUAUCUCUCUGGCCAUCUUCUUCUACUUCAGGAGUUUGAGCUGUCAAAGAAUCACCCUCCACAAGAACCUGUUCUGCUCCUACGUGCUGAACUCUGCCCUCACCAUCAUCUACCUUGUCACCGUGGUCAACAAUCCCAAAGUGGUGGCCAGCAACCCGGUGAGUCGCCUUAAAUCAGAAUGUACUUGUUGUGCCAUCAAGCCUUCCCGUAUCCAGUCAUAUUCAAUACAUUUAAACUUUUGAUUUCUCAAAUCAGAAGUAUCUUUUGAGAAUAAGCUUAUUUUCAUUGAGCCCACAUAUCUGUCUUUUGUUUUAUUGAGGAAUAAAUAAAGGCUUGAUAACAUUCGUCUGUGUGUAGUUUGCCUUUAUAAUGCUUUUUACUUAGUAAAUUGUCUCUGAAUUAGAAUAACUUUUAAAUAAUAUUUGUUGAAUAUGACUGAAAAUUGACAACCAAUACAUAAUUUCAGCCUUAUUGCCUCCCUUAAUGAGCUAAAAAUUUUAACACUUGGCCAAACAGAAAAAAAAAAAAAAAAAAAACACUUGUG